GAGAUCGAGAGAGAGCACCACAAGCCUCCUGGUCCUGAGACCGCUGGGCCGGCCCCCAGAAGGCUCCGCAGCAUGUGGGAGUUGCGGUCCAUAGCCUUCUCCAGGGCCGUGUUCGCAGAGUUCCUGGCCACGCUCCUCUUCGUCUUCUUUGGCCUUGGCUCGGCCCUCAAGUGGCCGCAGGCCCUGCCCUCUGUGCUGCAGAUCUCCAUGGCCUUCGGCCUACUCAUCAGCACCCUGGUGCAGGCUCUGGGUCACAUCAGCGGGGCCCACAUCAACCCUGCCGUGACCGUGGCCUGCCUGGUGGGCUGCCAUGUCUCCUUCCUCCGUGCUGCCUUCUAUGUGGCCGCCCAGGUGCUGGGGGCUGUGGCAGGGGCUGCUCUGCUCCAUGAGAUCACGCCAGUGGACAUCCGCGGGGACCUGGCUGUCAAUACUCUCGGCAACAACACGACACCUGGCCAGGCGGUGACUGUGGAGCUCUUCCUGACCCUGCAGCUGGUGCUCUGCAUCUUUGCCUCCACCGAUGAACGCCGCGGAGACAACCUGGGCGCCCCUGCCCUCUCCAUCGGCUUCUCUGUGGCCCUGGGCCACCUCUUUGGGAUCUACUACACUGGCUGUUCCAUGAAUCCUGCCCGCUCCCUGGCUCCAGCUGUCAUCACCGGCAAGUUUGAUGACCACUGGGUCUUCUGGAUUGGACCCCUGGUUGGCGCCGUCCUGGGCUCCCUGCUCUACAACUACGUGCUGUUCCCCCAGGCCAAGAGCCUGUCGGAGCGCCUGGCAGUGCUGAAGGGUCUGGAGCCGGACACCGACUGGGAGGAGCGCGAGGUGCGGCGGCGGCAGUCGGUGGAGCUGCACUCGCCGCAGAGCCUGCCGCGGGGCAGCAAGGCCUGAGCGAGCCGCCCGCCUCGACGCCCCAACGCCCAGGCCCUGACCGACGCCCGAGCAGAGCAGCUACUUGCACGACGUGCAGGGCCGCGGGGGCUGAGCGGGUAGCGGGCGGGAAGGGGGCUAUGCGGUAGCGGCGAGCCUGGCAGAUCCCCUGCCCCGGGCUGUGGGCCGCAGGUGGUUGACCCCCUGGCCCCUUGCAGGGAACUGGGGAUCUGGGGACUGAGCUGGGGAGGGAGGAUUCACACAUGUAGGCGGGAAGAGGAAAGUUCUUAAGAGCCUGAACCCAGGUCCUGGGUGGGGAGUGCACAGACCCUGGCUUUGGGGGGUCUGGGAAUAGUGCACCCAAUUUUGCUAGUGUGCAAGUGUGUGUACAUCCCCCAUGCCUCUCUGUCCUCACGUGCAGGGUUGUGUGUGCCCCCGAGUGCCUCUGGUGGUGCAAGUGUGCACAGCUGGGGACUUCUCACUCCCCCUAGGAUCCCUUCCUCCCCCACCUGCAAUAAAUCCACUUCCUCUGUAGUGGAUGAGUCCUGGAUGCCAAUCAUCGCCAGGAGAAGGGGAGGAGAGGAUCUGAAGGCCGCUUUGAGAGAGGUAAACGGAGAGUCCUGAUUUCCAACCCCUACCUUGCCCCUCCUUCCUCCUCCCCAGCUGCAGCACUGGGCCCCAAGACUUGCCAGGACCUAUUGCUGAAAGUAGAGAGGUGUCAAUCAGAGAACAACUCCCCUAGAAAUGGCCUCUGGAAAAAAGAUGGCUGGGUGGCUAAGGAUUUCCUUUUUGCCCUGAGGGAGGACCUCUCCAAAGGGGGAAGCAGGCAUAUGUGUGUCCGCGUGUGUAUGUGUGUGUGUGUAUGCUGUGUGUGCAGAGGACCCUCAUCUCCAGUCCCCCCCCACACCCAGAGAUUAGCCUCCCACUUCAGCAGAGAAAACAACAGCACUUUGUGGGCCCCUAGCCUUUGUCUUGGGAGAGGGGGAGAUUUGCAACUAGACACUUCUUGAAAGGAGACACUCUGUUUCGCAAGUGAGCCUCUCACCCAGCACACACCUAUGGCUGGCUGGGCAAGGCGCUCAGGCAUGCAACCACCAGCACCAGGCAACGCCCCUGCACCACGGGUUCCACUCUCAGCACCCCCAACCCCGCCCCCAGGCAGCAGCUCCUCCUUCCCAGGAACCCCUGUUCCUUCCCUCCCUUCCUCCCCUCAUCCCGUGCUCACCCCUUUCUGGCUCCCAGCCCUGGACAGUUACUGUGGUCAGAGCAGCCUGCUGCUCAGCACCAGAGAAGGGAAAUGACUUGUCCAGGCAGAGACAAGUCUGAGUCUAGAAUCCAGGCUUCUAAAUUUCCAGGCCAGGGCAAAGGUUCUCAAAUGAGAUUAACUGGGAUUAAGUGAGAUGAUACAUGUAAAGAGGCUGUGUGAACUGUAAUUCUUAAUACCAUUAUCACGCAUUACUAGGAUCAUUUCAUUAUUUCUGCUUCCUGGGGGAAGAAGGCAGAAGAGGCCUGACCCUCCGCCUCCUUUACCUCCUUUAGUCGGUGGUCAAAGCAAAGGAGAGUCCUGGGAGCCCCAAGGCCCAGGUAGAAGGAGAUGGGUUUGGGGCUGGCCCCAUCCUGGUCCAGUCUCUUAACCUGUCCUUACCCAGAGUGCACCCUGGUUGUUCUCCCACUCCCUUCCUCCCUCUGCCCAGCCCCAUCCAUUCUCUCCCUCCUGACUGCUGCAUAACUAACCUAAGGGUCACACCUAGAGGCCCCCUCUCCAUGUUCUCCGUGGCCCCUGUGCUUUCAAGGCUUCUGUCUGUGUCUGUCCCACAUUGCACCUGCAUCCCCUCUGUACCAGGCACUAUGUCUAGCCUCUUCCUCCCUUCUACCCCCUUCAAAAAUGCACUGUGCAUAGAACAUCUCUGUAAUUGUACCUCCUCUCAUCUAGGCUCAGGUCUGUCUUCCUUGACCAAAGCUCUCUUUGGGGUCAGAAAAAGGCUUCCCUGGGCCAUAGGUACUAUGGGGAGCACUCUCUCAAACCCCCAACAGCUAGUGACAGCCACCUGGCCUCACUGCUGGGGGAGGGCUAGAGCCAGAACCCAAGGUGACCUCCGGGGCUGUCCUCCUGGUAGCUGAGUGUCCUUGCUUCUAGAAGUUAAAAGGCAGAAAGGCACUAAGCCGGGAGCCCAGCCUGGAUGUGUCUCAGGCCCCUCAUCCCCACCCUGUCUCACCCCAAGAAACCCCUCUAGAAAGUACCAAGAAUUUCUCUCUAGGUCUAUUCAACUUCCUGGAUUGCAUCUCCCCAAAAACUAAAUGUGAGAUCCCCACCACUUCCAGCCCCUAUUGCCCAAAUUGGGGUCAGAGGUCAAAGCAGGAUUCCAAGUGAUGGGGUGGAGGGAGCACCUCUUGUGUACCAGCCGCUGUGCUGGGUGCCUUAGGUGCAUUAGCCCAGCCGAUCCUCCUAAAAUUUCAGACAGGUUAGGGAAGGACAAAGGCCAGCAGCCAUGAAGGGUUUUACUAUUUCCAAAUCUCUCCAUUAUCAUCCCCUGUGAUUAUCGCCAACCCUGUUGGCGAUACAAAUGCUGUUCUUCCCAUUUUAUACAUUCAGAAACCAAGGCUAAGAAAUGAAUCUAAAGUCAUAUGGAUUGUAUUAAUAUAUAGGAGCCAAGACAUGAACUCAGGUCUUCUUAUGCAAAAUCCCAUGAUCUUUCCACUGAGUCAAGUCCUAGACUCCUCCUUGGAACCCCUGGCAGAAACCAGAACACACACUGGGCCUGUCCAGCCCAGCUCACUGUCUUGUGGGGAACACAGAGCCUUGGAGAGUGCAGUGGCAGGGUAGGGAAGACAUGACAAAGAACGUGGAGCAGGUUUCUGCCCCUAAAGAGCACCUCGUCUGGAGUAAGGUGAAGGUCAGACACACCCCAAACCAGACAGAGUCAGGGCAGCAUGGAGGCAGGUGGACAGAGCUCUAGGUCCCCAAGCUGGGGACAGAGAAGGCUCUGAGCUGAGAGGAGGAGAUGGCUGACCACUGGGUCUCAGAAGCAGCCAUUCCCACAUUCCCACUUUGCGCCAAAUGACUUCGCACCUACAAAUGUUGCUUUGAUGUUGUUUUUUAUCUUUAAGUUGUGAUUUUGUAUAUAUCUACAAUGCCUCCUAGCUAGAUUGUAAGCCCUAUGGGGGCAGGGAUCCUUCUAGUUCUUGGAUGACAUUCUCCCAUCUACCUUCCUUCAUCUGUCUUGUCUAGCACAGUGCUCUGCAUAUAGUAAGCACUCAAUAAAUGCUCAUUUGCCAA
Messenger RNA from Lemur catta (Ring-tailed lemur), 4144 nucleotides. RefSeq names its product aquaporin 2 (gene AQP2). Gene Ontology annotation, molecular function: water channel activity. NCBI's taxonomy places the organism in Eukaryota, Metazoa, Chordata, Mammalia, Primates, Lemuridae. Gene Ontology annotation, biological process: transmembrane transport. Gene Ontology annotation, cellular component: plasma membrane; apical plasma membrane. The record is from RefSeq and is a predicted model, not a curated record. Bases 73 to 888 code for a protein of 271 amino acids. The transcript is spliced from 4 exons.